UGCAGCAGUCAGUACUUUAUACCAAACUAUAGCGCUUGUUUCAUAUAUCUACUGCUAAUAGUAAAUAAGUAUAUAGAUAGCAGUGCAGUGAAAAACACACAGACCCAAGCUGAAUACUACUAACAUAACCGACUAGCUGACAAGGAGUCUUCAGAAGCAAUUACGCUUCUGUUUCAGCAGCAUUGGUUGUAGACUGUAUGUUUCAAAGGCUUAAUCGAAGCGUCGCUCAUCAGCUAGUCCUUUUCAAUAAAUAUUGUUAUAAAAUAAUUAUCGAUCCGAGCACUUUUUAACAUGGGCGAUUCCAAAUCAUUUUUGCAUCAAUGGUGCAGCAAAAACUCAACUGAGCCACAAUUUGAAGUUCGACCAACUGGCCCAAAACAUAGGCAACGUUUUCUCUGCGAACUUCGAGUGGGUGGAUUUGACUAUGUAGCCGCUGGAAAUUCAACCAACAAGAAAGACUCCCAAGCUAAUGCUUGUCGAGAUUUCAUUAAUUAUUUGGUUCGUGUUGGCAAAGUCAAUCCAACCGAUGUUCCUGCUGAUGCAAAUUUACCAACUACUGCAAAUGAAUCAUUUACUCAAGCUAAUGUUAGCACACCUACUAGACCUGUGUUUCAAGGUGGUAUGGGCCCCAAUGAUUUUGGCCAAGCCUACAGAUCUUACAAUGACAGGGGGGAAAAUAAUUACACUUAUAUGGAUCGGUUGGCUGAACAAAAAAAAGUUGAAGAAGCUGAGGACCUUGACGUCAACGCUGGUAUACAUGGAAAUUGGACUAUUGAAAAUGCCAAAUCUAAACUUCAUCAAUUUAUGCAAAUCAAUAAAAUUAAUGCUGACUAUAAAUAUACUGUUGUAGGGCCAGAUCACACAAGGAGUUUUAUGGCUGAAAUGACUUUUUAUGUGAAACAGUUGGGAAGAUCUGUUACUGGACGUGAAACUGGCUCUAAUAAGCAAACUGCAUCAAAAAGCUGUGCUCUCUCCUUGGUUAGACAAUUGUAUCACUUAGGAGUAAUUGAAGCAUUUAGUGGUUCCUUGAAAACUAAAAAAGAGAUUAACCAAAUGCCUCCAUACCCAGUGAAAAUAGCUCCAGAACUUGUUGAUGAAAUAAACAAUCUUUUGAGAGGUUUAGAGAUCAAGCCAAUUGAUUUAAAUGGGCCACCUCCACCUCCCAGGAUUGAAGAAAAUGGAGAGUGCAGCUCUCAAGGUAUUUCUCUUGUAACUGACCAUGUUCUUGAAGAUUUUAUUUCAUCAAAACCUCAAGCUGCUGGUGUUGUAAGUUGGUCACCACCUCAACAAAACUGGAACCCAUGGAGUGGUUGCAAUAUAGAUGAAGGACCAUUAGCCUCUGUAAAUCUGGACGAUUAUUCACAAGAUUUAGAAAGAGAGGCGCGAGACUUUAUGCAGAAGUCCGAAAAUCUUCAACUAAGCUAUAAAAAUCGCUCAAAGCUUCCAGUAUUUUCAAUGAAAACCGAAAUCAUGGAUGCCAUAAAUGAUAAUCCAGUAGUCCUUAUUAGAGGCAAUACAGGUUGCGGUAAAACAACGCAAGUGUGUCAAUUUAUUCUGGACGACUACAUUUCUACUGGUCAAGGUGCUUACUGCUCUAUUGCUGUAACUCAGCCCAGAAGAAUAUCAGCAGUUUCUGUUGCUGAUCGAAUCGCAAUGGAACGGUGUGAACAGCUUGGACAAAGUGUUGGUUAUUCAGUUCGAUUCGAAUCUUGCUUACCAAGACCUUAUGGUAGCAUUAUGUUCUGUACUGUUGGAGUGCUCUUAAGAAAGCUUGAGGGUGGUCUUAGAGGUGUUUCGCAUGUGAUCGUCGAUGAAAUUCAUGAACGCGAUGUUAAUACCGAUUUCAUCAUGGUAGUCCUUCGAGAUAUGAUUCAUACAUAUCCUGACUUACGAGUAAUUCUCAUGUCUGCUACCAUAGAUACUACUCUGUUCAGCAAAUAUUUCAACGAUUGUCCAGUAAUUGAGAUUACAGGGCGAGCCUUCCCAGUGCAGCAAUACUUUUUGGAAGACUGUAUCGAAAUGACUAAAUUUAUGCCAACACCAGAAUCGAGGAAACGCAAAAGCCGCGAUACCGACGAGUUACCACUUGAGGGAGAAUCUGAUGACAACCUCAACAAAGUCGUUCCCGAGCAUUACAGCGCUCACACGAAAACUGCUAUGUCUCAAAUGUCUGAAAAAGAAAUCAGUUUUGAGCUUCUCGAAGCCUUACUCAGGUAUAUUCGCGACCAAAAUGUUCCCGGAGCCGUAUUGGUUUUCUUACCUGGGUGGAAUUUGAUCUUUGCUAUAAUGAAGUAUUUGCAACAACACCCACUCUUUGGUGGUCAAGAUUACGUGAUAAUUCCGCUUCACUCUCAGCUACCGCGAGAAGAUCAACGUCGUGUAUUCGAUCCAGUGCCACCAACAAAAACCAAGAUUAUUCUUGCUACAAAUAUUGCUGAAACGUCAAUAACUAUCGACGAUGUUGUAUAUGUUAUCGAUUCUUGCAAAGCUAAGAUGAAACUUUUCACAUCUCACAAUAAUAUGACGAACUAUGCCACUGUUUGGGCAAGUAGAACAAAUCUUGAACAAAGAAAAGGGCGUGCUGGACGCGUGAGACCUGGAUUUUGUUUCCAUCUUUGUUCUCGGGCAAGAUACGAUAAAAUGGAUGAGUACAUGACGCCAGAAAUGUUCCGUACUCCUCUGCACGAGUUGGCUUUAUCAAUCAAGUUGCUUAGAUUAGGCAGUAUUGGUCAGUUCUUGUCCAAGGCUCUCGAACCUCCACCCAUUGAUGCCGUCAUCGAAGCCGAAGUUUUGUUGAGAGAAAUGAAAUGCCUUGACAAAAAUGACGAACUUACACCCCUUGGUAAGAUACUCGCUCGCCUUCCCAUCGAACCACGUUUAGGCAAAAUGAUGAUACUUGGCAGUAUGUUUCGUGUUGGCGACGCUUUAUCGACAAUGGCCGCUAAUAGUUCGACUUUUCCUGAGGUAUAUAAUAUGGGUCCGGAUAUGAGACGUUUGUCAAACCAGCAGAAAUGGUUUGCUGGUGCGCGUUACAGUGAUCACGUUGCUAUGGUUCACGUUUUCGAAUGUUGGGAAGAAGCUCGGGCUAGUGGAGAGUACGCCGAAAACGCAUUUUGCGAAUCAAAGAAUGUUAGCUUACCAACUUUACGAGUUACGUGGGAGGCUAAGAAUCAACUGAAAUCCCUUCUGGUCAGUGCUGGUUUUCCUGAAGAAACAAUGUGCCCAAUACCUCUGAAUUAUCAAGCUGGCUGUGAUACACGCUUGGAUAUUAUCACAGCUUUACUUUGCAUGGGUCUCUAUCCAAAUGUUUGUUAUCACAAAGAAAAACGUAAGGUUCUUACCACCGAGUCGAAAGCGGCUCUCAUUCAUAAAACGUCAGUAAACUGCAGUAAUUUCGAACAAACUUUCCCAUUUCCAUUCUUUGUUUUUGGAGAAAAAAUUCGUACCCGUGCAGUAUCGUGUAAACAGAUGACGAUGGUUUCCCCAUUGCAUUUGCUGCUUUUUGGAUCCCGAAAAGUUGAAUUCAUCGAUGGUGUAAUAAAAUUAGACAAUUGGAUUAAUCUUGAUAUUGAUCCAAAAGUCGCAGCUUCAAUUGUGGCCCUUAGACCCGCACUUGAGAGUUUAGUAGUUAAAGCCGCUAAAGAUCCAGAGACUAUUUUGGAACUUAGUCCUAUGGACGAAAAAAUUUUAGCCGUUGUAAAGAAUCUUUGUUCGAUGAAUGCCUGCCGAUAUGAAAUGGAAGCUAUUACCGGAGGUGGUUUUGCAUCGCGUCGUCCACCUCGUGGACACAUGACCGGCCGAGACCGAUUCGAUGAUAGUGACCGCUCACCCCCUGCAAAGUUGAUGCAUUCAAACUUUGGAGGAGAUCGCCGAGGUGGAGGCAACUUUAAUAAUUACAGAGGAGGCUACAGUUUUACUAGAGGUGGUGGUUUUGGAGGAAGUAGCAACCGUGGUGGAUAUCGCGGACGCAGCAGCGGAUUUGGUGGCGGUGGAUUCAGAGGAAAUGGUGGAGCUUACGGGAGUGGCAGUUCUUUCCGUGGUAGAGGAGGUGGUAAUAAUUAUCAAGGAGGCUUUUAA
Molecule: messenger RNA, 4077 nt
Organism: Trichogramma pretiosum
Lineage: Eukaryota; Metazoa; Arthropoda; Insecta; Hymenoptera; Trichogrammatidae
Gene: mle
Product: dosage compensation regulator
Exons: 9
Coding region: 292-4077 (1261 amino acids)
Biological process (GO): regulation of mRNA processing; positive regulation of transcription by RNA polymerase II
Cellular component (GO): ribonucleoprotein complex; intracellular anatomical structure; nucleolus
Molecular function (GO): 3'-5' DNA helicase activity; ATP binding; double-stranded RNA binding
Source: RefSeq, a predicted model, not a curated record